Sclerotinia sclerotiorum 1980 UF-70 is the source of this 1464-nucleotide messenger RNA. RefSeq lists its product as hypothetical. The coding region runs from base 1 to 1464 and encodes 487 amino acids. The transcript has 2 exons. NCBI's taxonomy places the organism in Eukaryota, Fungi, Ascomycota, Leotiomycetes, Helotiales, Sclerotiniaceae. The record is from RefSeq and is a predicted model, not a curated record.
AUGGCUCACACCACAAGAGAAAACGUCGAGAUCUUGGUUCACACAUCAGCACCAAGUCGAGGCCAAGAUGAUACCCGAUACAGAGCAUUCGCAAGAGCUUAUUUGAAUUUCGAGCCUGCAACAUAUCUACAACUACAAGAUGAGCCUCAAGCCAGCGUUGCAAAUGACGAAGGGCCAGAGGUGCAGAUUGAAGAGGAACUGCACCAUGCGACGCAGCAAUACGACGAAAAUGCGUCUUAUUGCCCACCAACCCAAGAACCAGAGACGAAUCUAGGGGCAUACCGUGAGAUCGCCGACGAGGAAUUAUCCGAUCUCAUCUACUCACCUCAACUCUCCUUUCAAAGUGUUCUGGAUAAUCGAAAUUCUCCGAGGUUUCGCACUCGAAGCAGGGCUGCAGUGAGCUUGGGAAUGCAAUCUGGACAGGAAAUACCGGGGCAGAGUCAGGUUGGUUCGGAAGUGCACUCUGUAGAGGAAACACCUUGGCGGACUCAGUUUAUAGAUUCAGUUCCAGCUCAAACACAAGCAUCGAGUAUAGUCGAAGACUUUCUGCCUGAGAAUGACAGACUCCUUGCCCAAUUUUCAUCGCCAACGCGGAUUUUGGAGCUACAUGAACAGCAAGGGGAAAGCACACAAGACUCUCCUGUAUCUUCGGGACAGGCCGCUAAUACUUCAAAUCGACGAACAAGUCAGAGAAUGGAGAAGGAGAUAUUAGCGGAUUUUACGAAUGAAGACUUAAAUUUGAGCGAAUUUUCGAAUAAGAGGUCGAUAUCUGGUAUACCGGAAAGAUUAGAAACAUCUAGCUCGUUGCCCCAACAUGCGAACAGCAAGCGACGGCGGGUCGAUUUUCCGUCGUCAGUAGACAAGAGUCCCAAAAGUCCCAAGAGGGUUAAGCUGUUAAUAUCCGAUACCACUGCUGAGGCAUCUUCCAGAUCUCUUCCUUUAUCACAGACACGUGCUACAUCUAUAGCCCGCGAUGCGCCGGUUAUUUCAGGCACCAUAGCUCCCAUGUCAAGCUUGGUUUCUUCAAAGUCUUUGGCAACAUGCAUCAUUCCUUCAUUUAUACCCCAAACUUCGUCCUGCGAUCUCACGCCAGCUAAUCUUGUUACGACUUCACUAGGACGUCUUGUUUCAAUUCACCAACUACGAGCAGUUUACAAGCCUACUUUGCAGAUCAGACCUUGUCGCCCUUUUGAGCGCGGAUAUUGGCUUGUCGAUAUAAAAAACCUCGACGAUCAUGUCAAACAAAAUCUCUGGUCUUACCUUUUCAGACACAUCUCCAAAGGUGAUUCAGGAUGGGGUGUAUCGGCGGAACGUACAGAUGAUUGGAAGAGUGUCAGGGUUAAUUGCUGGGGCGGAUUGGUUAAAGAAAUAUACACUCUAUUGUUUAUUGCUAGUGAAUCGAAGAUGCAAGUUGGGGAUGCAUGUUGGAAAGACGGUGGCGGAGAGACUGUGAUUUCCUGUUAG